Molecule: messenger RNA, 264 nt
Organism: Purpureocillium lilacinum
Lineage: Eukaryota; Fungi; Ascomycota; Sordariomycetes; Hypocreales; Ophiocordycipitaceae
Source: RefSeq, a predicted model, not a curated record
AUGGACGGCUUGGGCACCGCAGCAAGACUCGUCUGUGGUGUAGACAGGAGGGCGAGCGAGUGGCGAAGCAGCUGGGACAGUCGAUGGACAAGUGCGCCGAGAACUGAGACGACGAAGCAGCAGGCAACCUUCAGGUUCCCAGUUGUGUUGCAGAACGCAGAUGCAGAACGCAGAUGGCGCCUGGGGUUGCAGCGCGCAUGGGGCCUGGAAACCCACUCGUUCGGGGUCCUGGACGGGUCAUCUCAGGGCGGCCCAGCCACGUGA